AGUGGCUUCUGCGCCCCGCCCCGCGGGGGUUUGCUAGUUUCGGGCAGUUUGUGAGUAUGGGGUGAGUAGGGGGCGCCGAUUGGGCGUCCGCUUUCCAUUGCGGGGUUAAGUCUCAUUCUGGGGCUCUCCUCCUGUGGGUCCUGCCAUUCUUUUGUCCCGGGUAGAGGGAUCUGCAGAAAUAGCCCUGGAAGCUGGAGUGAGGCCUGAGGACUGCCUUGGCCCAGGAUGGCUAGAGAAUUUAGUGAAAGAGCAGCCCUGGACGCCCAGUCUACAGAAGACCAGACGGAGCUUCUGGUCAUAAAGGUGGAGGAAGAAGAGGCCGGUUUUCCCAGUAGUUUGGAUUUGGGUGCUGAACGCUCGCGCCAGCGCUUCCGAGGCUUCCGCUUCCCGGCGGCUGCAGGCCCCCGCGAGGCGCUGAGCCGGCUCCGAGAGCUCUGCCGACAGUGGCUGCAGCCUGAGAUGCACAGCAAGGAGCAGAUCCUGGAGCUGCUGGUGCUGGAGCAGUUCCUGACCAUCCUGCCGGGGAACGUGCAGAGCUGGGUGCGGGAGCAGCAUCCAGAGAGCGGGGAGGAGGUGGUGCUGCUGCUGGAGUAUUUGGAGAGGCGGCGGGAUGAGCCGGCACCGCAGGUUCCAGGUGUUGACCAGGGGCAAGAGCUUCCCUGUUGCAAGAUGGCACUGUUGCCACCAUCCCCAGAGUCACAAAGUAGCCAAGCUCAGCUAAUGAAGGCUCUGGGAUCCCAACCCUUGCAAGACAGAGUUCUCCAGGUCCCUGUGUUUGCCCAUGGAGGGUACUGCAGAGGAGAUGCAGUGGUAGCUUCUAGGGUUACUCCAGAGUCCCAGGGGUUGCUGAAAGUGGAAGAUGUGGCCCUGACCCUCACCCCUGAAUGGACACAGCAGGAUUCAUCUCAGGUGAAUCUCUGUAGAGAUGAAAAGCAGGAGAACCUUGGCAGCCUGGUCUCCCUGGGUGGUGAAAUACAGACUAAGAGCAGGGACUUGCCUCCAGCCGAGGAGCUUCCAAAAAAGGAGCAUGGGAAGAUAUCGUGCCACCUGAGUGAAGACAUUGCCCAGAUUCCUACAUGUGCAGAAGCUGGUGAACAGGAGGGCAGGUUACAAAGAAAGCAGAAAAAUGCCACAGGAGGGAGGCGGCACAUGUGCCAUGAAUGUGGAAAGAGUUUUGCUCAAAGUUCUGGCCUGAGUAAACACAGGAGAAUCCAUACUGGCGAGAAACCCUACGAAUGCGAGGAGUGUGGCAAAGCCUUCAUUGGGAGCUCUGCCCUCGUCAUUCAUCAGAGAGUCCACACUGGUGAGAAGCCAUAUGAGUGUGAAGAAUGUGGCAAGGCUUUCAGUCACAGCUCAGACCUUAUCAAACACCAGAGAACCCACACUGGGGAGAAGCCCUACGAGUGUGAUGACUGUGGGAAGACCUUUAGCCAGAGCUGCAGCCUCCUUGAACAUCACAGAAUCCACACUGGGGAGAAGCCAUAUCAGUGUAACAUGUGUGGCAAAGCCUUUAGGCGAAGUUCACAUCUCCUGAGACAUCAGAGGAUUCAUACUGGGGAUAGAAAUGUUCAGGAACCUGAGCAGGGAGAUGCCUGGAAAAGUAGGAUGGAAAGCCAGUUGGAAAAUGUUGAAACUCCCAUGUCUUACAAAUGUAAUGAGUGUGAAAGAAGUUUCACUCAGAAUUCAGGCCUCAUUGAACAUAAAAAAAUCCACACUGGUGAGAAACCCUAUCAGUGUAACGCAUGUGGAAAAGGCUUCACCCGACUCUCAUACCUUGUUCAACAUCAGAGAAGCCACGCAGGGAGAAACAUCCUAUCACAGUGACCACGCCGUCCAUGCGAGUCGGUGCUCAUUUGUGACCGAUCUGAAGCCACUCACCCUGGAGUCUUGAUUAUAGAAAUUGUGGACUGGGCUUCAUUUACUGCUACACAUUAUCAGGUGUUAGAAAAUAUAGACUAGGUUAGAUGAAUUAUCUUCUAAAUUCUAGAAGGUGUUUGGAAUCAAAACAUACUUGAUAGGAGACUAUGGGAAAGUUGUCUAGAAGAGGUAAGACCUGAAAUGGUUUGUUCUCUCCCAUUGUAAUUAAUGGGAUGUUUAGACUGGCUGCUUGCCCUAAUCCAGUACUUUGUGAUGUCUACUGGGUAGAUGGUUGUGAGUUGGGGGCUGCUUCUCUGACCAUUCUCUUUGACUCUAAUGAAUCCUCCAGUUUGUCAGAUUCACAGUCUUAUAUUCCCCUCUGUGCCUUUUCCACAGGUGCUAAUAAAUGUUUGUUGAAUGUA
This is a messenger RNA of Cebus imitator (Panamanian white-faced capuchin), 2279 nucleotides long. It is a transcript of the gene ZKSCAN3, whose product is annotated as zinc finger with KRAB and SCAN domains 3. Lineage: Eukaryota; Metazoa; Chordata; Mammalia; Primates; Cebidae. The record is from RefSeq and is a predicted model, not a curated record. Gene Ontology annotation, molecular function: RNA polymerase II cis-regulatory region sequence-specific DNA binding; DNA-binding transcription factor activity, RNA polymerase II-specific. The coding region runs from base 226 to 1824 and encodes 532 amino acids. The transcript has 6 exons. Gene Ontology annotation, biological process: regulation of transcription by RNA polymerase II.